AUGGGGAUUAUCAAUGUCUAAAAUUGUCUGGCAUGUUCCACCAAUCAUUGGCGGUAAUAUUUAUGAAUUCAAGAAAAACCAAAGUAGUAAUUGAGGAGGUACUAACAAGUUCAAAAAAUUAAUUUGAUCGAUAUUUUGUAAAUUGCACGCUUUCAUUAGCAACAUUUCUGUCUACAACUUCCAAUUCAACUUUCGACCCAUUCUCCACUGAACGCUGCCCUUUCGAGCUUGCCAGCUACGAUCCUAAUAAAAUCAAGAAAAAGACUAAAGAACCAAAUCCAAUGAUUGAACUUCUGGGCAAGACCUUCCUAUAUUCUUCAACUGUUUGAACGACAUAUGCUUUAUUAGUCCUCUCGUUAACAUGUCUUCAGAACCAGUGAACAUAAAUGACUUCAAAGAAUUGGCGAGGUUGGCACUUCCAAAAAUGUACUACGAUUUCUACUCCGGGGGAGCUGAGGACGAACACACUCUUCGAGAGAACAUACAAGCUUUCUAUAGAAUCACGAUUCGACCUCGUGUUCUCAUAGAUGUGAGCAAAAUUGAUAUGUCAACAACCAUAUUGGGACAUCACGUCUCCGCACCUAUCCUGGUUGCUCCCACUGCUGCACAUAAGUUGGCAUUCCAUGAAGGAGAAAUAGCCACCGCCAGGGCAGCUGCUGCUGUAAAAACUAUAAUGGUUCUGUCCUACUCCUCGACCUGUUCAAUAGAGGAAAUUGCCUCUAGCUGUAAUUCUGUCCGUUUCUUCCAAUUAUAUAUUUUCAAAAGGCGUGAUAUCUCGGCUCUGCUAGUACAAAGAGCUGAGAGGUUUGGAUACAAAGCAAUUAUCUUGACUGUUGAUACACCUCGACUUGGUAGAAGGGAGGCUGACAUAAAGAACAAGAUGAUUGCACCUCCAGUGAAAAGUCUUGAAGGCCUCAUUUCUAUUGACGUUAAGUCUGAUCAAGGUUCAAAAUUAGAAACUUAUGCCAACGAGAUGUUGGAUGCAUCUCUACGCUGGGAAGAUAUAGGGUGGUUAAGAUCAAUCACUACUCUGCCAAUUCUAAUAAAGGGGGUUCUCACUCAUGAAGAUGCAACCAAAGCUGUGGAAGCAGGUGUUGAUGGAAUUAUUGUGUCCAAUCAUGGAGCCCGCCAGUUAGACUUUGCUCCUGCCACUAUUUCUGUCCUUGAAGAGGUUGUGCACGCUGUCAAGGGUAAAAUCCCUGUGCUCUUAGAUGGUGGUGUGCGGCGAGGCACAGAUGUGUUCAAGGCCCUAGCCCUUGGUGCUCAGGCAGUCUUGAUAGGGAGACCAGUUUUAUAUGGGCUAGCAGCAAAGGGAGAGGAGGGAGUAAUAACAGUGUUGGAAAUGCUGAAAAAUGAGUUAGAGACAAGUAUGGCACUUUCUGGUUGCCCAAGCAUCAAGGACAUUACUCGAAGCCAUGUGAGGACACACUAUGAUAAUCUACCAUCAAUGUUGUAAUGGCUUCGCCCUGUAUAUGAUUUAAGUUAAUGAGUUUGAAUUCACGUUCAAGUAUUUAAUUUUGAAAAUAAGUCAUUUUAAUAAAAUAUAUAGUAUUUUAAAAUUAAA
Molecule: messenger RNA, 1564 nt
Organism: Cucumis sativus (cucumber)
Lineage: Eukaryota; Viridiplantae; Streptophyta; Magnoliopsida; Cucurbitales; Cucurbitaceae
Product: peroxisomal (S)-2-hydroxy-acid oxidase GLO4
Exons: 13
Coding region: 362-1456 (364 amino acids)
Molecular function (GO): oxidoreductase activity; FMN binding
Source: RefSeq, a predicted model, not a curated record